This is a messenger RNA of Polyodon spathula (Mississippi paddlefish), 8174 nucleotides long. RefSeq names its product homeobox protein cut-like 2. The transcript has 22 exons. Gene Ontology annotation, molecular function: DNA binding. Bases 16 to 4500 code for a protein of 1494 amino acids. The record is from RefSeq and is a predicted model, not a curated record. NCBI's taxonomy places the organism in Eukaryota, Metazoa, Chordata, Actinopteri, Acipenseriformes, Polyodontidae.
UCAAUAUCCCCCAAGAUGGCCGCCGAUGUGGGAUCGAUGUUUCAAUAUUGGAAGAAAUUUGAUCUACGGCGGCUUCAGAAAGAGCUCAAUUCGGUGGCCUCGGAGUUGGGAGCAAGGCAAGAAGAAAGCGAGCACUCUCACAAGCAUCUGAUUGAACUCAGCCGGGAAUUCAAGAGAAAUGUGCCAGAGGAAAUUCGGGAGAUGGUGGCACCCAUUCUUAAGAGCUUCCAGUCCCAGGUGGUAGCACUUAGUAAACGAAGCAAAGAGGCUGAAGCCGCCUUUCUGGGCGUUUACAAGCAGUUCAUUGAAGCACCAGACCCAUCUCGGGUGCUAGAAGCCGCCCACAGUCUGGAGGAGAGGCUGCAGCAGCUGCAGAGCAGUGACCCCGAGAGCCGCACCCUCAAAGAGAUCAGCCGGCACUGGAGGAGACACCUGGAGAACCACAGCAGCCAGGAGGAGACGGAGGAAGCGCUGGUGGCUGAGCCCUCGAAGCCCCCACCCAACAGAAAGGCACUUAGAGCAGGAGAGACCCUGUUGCUGAACAAUGAGAGCAAGAAAGAAAAAGGGAUCGAAGAAGCACAGAUCAGCUUGGCAGCCAGGCUGGGAGAAGCAGAAGAGAAAAUCAAGGUCCUCCACUCAGCCCUGACAACAACCCAAACAGAGCUCCUGGACCUGAGGUGUAAAUAUGAGAAAGAAGCAGCUUCAAAAGCUGAAGAAGUGGGAUUGAUCAUGACGAAUCUGGAGAACGCCAAUCAGAGAACAGAGACGGCACAGAGGGAAGUAGAGAGUUUACGAGAACAGCUUGCGACUGCAAAUAGCGCCGUCCACCUGGGCUGUCACACUGCGGAGGAGGCCAGGGGGCAGGAUAAACGGGAGUCUCGGCGCUCAGAGUCCAGUUUGGAAGCCACGCUGGCAGCUAAAGACAGAGAGAUCAUCCAGUUACUGAAGGACAUCCAGCGUCUACAAAUCUCACUGCAGGAACUCCAGGAGAGCUCGGCCAAUCAGAUUGCAGGGAUGGAACGGCAGCUUGCAUUCAAGACUGCAGCUAUAGAAAGACUAGAAGCAAAGUUACAAACACAGGUGGAUUAUGAUGAAAUCAAAACAGAGCUCAGCAUACUCAAAGCAAUGAAAUUCACUUCAGCAAACAGCAGCUCGUCACAAGACACAUCAAAAGCUGCAGAGGGUCUGCAGCUUGACAAAGAGGCCUUUCUUCCAUCUCAGAAGUACCUGCUUGAGAAAACCAGUCUCUUACACAGCAAUGAGGAAGACCAUUCUGAAAAGGAGUCCUUGAAGGAUUCUCUGGGCACCUCACUGCCCUGCCCGCACCCCCUGAGACCCCCGCAGCCCCUGCUAGACGGCCCUCCCUCCCCCGGCUCCGGCCCGCCUUUGCUGACCCCCGAUAUCCCUCGCCCCUUCUCCGUCUCCCCCUUCCCUGGAGACAAGCUCCCUGUGGACCCUCUCCUCCAGAAGCAGCUGCUGCCCCCGCUCUACAAAAAAGACAGCGUUAGCCUCAUGGCCUUCCCCACCGCUCUGUAUGCGGCUAAGGCAGCCCUCGUGUCAGGCAACCAGUGCCAGGCGAUAGCCAGCGGCGAGGCGGGGCCUCCCAGCGACCAAUCGGAGAGCGGGAGCUCCAGCACUGGGGAUGAAGAGCACCUGGAGACAGCGGAGAUAGCCUAUCAGGUGAAGGAGCAGCUGCUGAAGCACAACAUCGGGCAGCGUGUGUUCGGACACUAUGUGCUGGGUCUGUCGCAGGGCUCUGUCAGUGAGAUCCUCGCCCGGCCCAAACCCUGGAGGAAGCUCACCGUCAAGGGGAAGGAGCCCUUCAUCAAGAUGAAGCAGUUCCUGUCCGACGAGCAGAACAUCUUGGCGCUGAGGACCAUCCAGGUCCGGCAGAGAGGAAGUAUAACUCCAAGGAUCAGGACCCCGGAAACGGGAUCGGACGAUGCCAUUAAGAACAUCCUGGAGCAAGCCAAGAAGGAAAUCCAGUCACAGAAAGGGAGCGAUGGCAAGCCCAGCUCCGUAGCCACCUCUGCAAGCAGCAGCAAUGGUAGCAACAACAGCAGCAGCAGCAGCAGCUCGGACGACACCAUCAAGAGCAUCCUGGAGCAGGCACGGCGGGAGAUGCAGGCGCAGCACCAUGCCCUGCUGGAGAUUGAGUCCUGCGGCCGGGGAGCAGCGCCAGUGCCGGGGGGGGAGGGGGAGCCGGGCAAGGUGCUCCCAUUGCCCGCUUACGUCAAACAAGAGGAGGGGGGUGAGCUGGCUGCCUCUGUCUGUGGUGGCACCAUCUCAGGCAGCAGCCAGACCCCCCUCAGCGUGCUGUCCCCAGCUGCGUUCGUCCAGAAUAUCAUCCGCAAGGUGAAGUCGGAGAUUGGGGAUGCAGGAACUUACUUCGACCAGCACUGGGCAGCCGAGAGGGGCCCUGUUAGCAGCUCAUCGCAUCCCUUCACUUCUGUCUCCCCUUCCCUCUCGUCCUCCUCCUCUUCUGGCUACUCGGCCAUGCCCAGACCCUGGCCCCGCGCCGAGAAUGGAGAGAGCCUGCCCAACAGCGAGGAGGCCUCAGCAGCCGAGGAGGACCAGGGCAAGCUGGUGGAGGUGAAGUCCGAGGUGGAGGCUUCCGGCAGCGGGGAGUCGGAGAGCCUGGGCCGACUGUCCUACUACCCAUCCUAUGUGCCUCGCACACUCAAGCCCACGGUGCCCCCACUCACCCCUGAGCAGUACGAGCUUUACAUGUACCGCGAGGUGGAUACCCUGGAGCUCACGCGGCAGGUCAAAGAGAAGCUGGCGAAGAACGGCAUCUGCCAGAGGAUCUUCGGCGAGAAGGUGCUGGGACUGUCCCAGGGCAGUGUGAGUGACAUGCUCUCCCGACCCAAACCCUGGAGCAAACUGACCCAGAAAGGCCGUGAGCCCUUCAUCCGCAUGCAGCUCUGGCUGGUGGAUCAGCUGGGCCAGGGACUCGUCCAGUCUGUGAACUACACCCUGGAUAAAAGCCCACUGCAGGCCCGAUCGUCUCCAUCACCUCCUCCCAGCCCUGUGGAGGACCAACCCAGCCCCCAGGGGGAGCUGAUGAGCCUGGCGCUGGAGAGCAGCAAGGAGAACCAGCAGCCAGAGACCCAGGCCUCCUCACCCACUCUGCCCAGCAACCUCCCCCACCAGCACCACACCCCACUGGGCAUCCAGGAGCUGGUGGUCAUGUCCCCAGAGCUUGACACCUACUCCAUCACCAAGAGGGUCAAAGAAGUGCUGACAGACAACAACCUGGGGCAGCGGCUCUUUGGAGAGAGCAUUCUGGGUCUGACCCAGGGAUCAGUCUCUGACCUGCUGUCCAGACCCAAGCCCUGGCACAAGCUGAGCCUCAAGGGGCGCGAGCCCUUCGUCCGCAUGCAGCUCUGGCUCAACGACCCGCACAACGUGGAGAAACUACGCGACAUGAAGAAGAUGGAGAAGAAAGCCUACCUGAAGCGACGAUACGGCCUGCUCAGCACAGGCUCCGACAGCGACUCUCCCAGCGCUCGCUCGGACUGUGUGAGCCCCUGCCUGGCACCAAGCAACUUCGGACAAUACAGCCAGUCCAAGAAAGCGCGGGUGGUGCUGGCGGCCGAGGAGAAGGAGGCCCUGAAGAAGGCCUACCUGCUGGAGCCCUACCCCUCCCAGCACACCAUCGAGCUGCUGGGCUCUCAGCUCAGCCUCAAGACCAACACCGUCAUUAACUGGUUCCACAACUACAGGUGGGCACAGCAGGGGGAGGGGGGCGUUCCAUUCAUAAGGUCUCGCAUGCGGAGGGAGGUUCUGCUGGAGGGUUACCAAGACAAUGACACAGAUCCAGAGUCCAGCAGCUACGGUAGGGGCUACCCCCACAGCACCCCCACCCCACACAGCCCCGACUCAGACACGGAGGACAUGAAGCCCGUCGUGUUCCUCUCCCGCAGCGAGGGCAGCGGCCUGCACAGGGAGACCCUGGUCAAGGUGAAGCAGGAGGCACCAGAUAACUGUGAGGGAGAGGAUGAAGAGGAAGAGCAGGUUUCCACGGCCGUCAAGUUCCCCUGCCUGCUGAAAAACGAGGAAGAGGCCGGCUACUGCUCCAAGAGCCUCCGGGAGGAUGGGCCGCUGUGCAAAACUCCUUUGGGAACUUCAGGCUACUUGCCCAGGCCAGGCCAGUCCAUUUCCAGGCAGGAGAGUGAGGAGAAGCCGGUGUCAGACCCAGUCAGCUUCAAGGCUGCUUCUGAACCUUCUCGUGGCAGCCUGGAGGUUUCUCUCAACUCUCCCUCUGCAGCCUCCUCGCCCGGCCUCAUGAUGUCAGUCUCCCCCGUCCCGUCGUCCUCCGCUCCCAUUUCACCCUCCCCGUCCAACGCUGCUACGAGCUCAGACAUCCCGCUGCCUGAGAACCCCAAAUCCAGUAAGAACACACAGCGCCGAAACGAGAAGAUGGCAAACCUGAACAACAUCAUCCACCGGCUGGAGAGAGCAGCCAACCGAGAGGAGACCCUGGAGUGGGAGUUUUGAAGAUUUGCUUUUUUUUUUUAAGUUUUGUAAACUUGAACUCUCAAAGAGUUUAUUGGAUCUCGAUGGAAAGCUCUUGAAGAGGAUUUUUUGAUUUCCUUGCCCCUCAACUUCAACUCUUAAAUACUUUCCCUUUUGGAAUACAGUAUCUAAAAGGAUCACUGUUUUAACACUUAAAAGACUACUCAAGAAUACUUUUAGAAGAAAUUAUUUAUAAACGUGUCUUAGGUAUUUUAAUAAACGAUACUACUUUGAGAUAUAUAAUACAGCCCUAGCUGUGGUUUGUUUUUAAAAAAAUAAAAUAAAAUAAAAAUAUCGAAAGCUGCCACAUCAAGACUUUUGCAGCAAAGUGUCAUUAAAUGCGCACUGUAAGUCCUGUAGUUUGCCACUGGAUGAGAUUAAAAAAAAAAGACGAAGAAGGAAAAAUAAUGACUUUUGUCUUAAGCCAUCGAACAAAAAGCACUAUGAUUAUAAAAAAUAAGACUGACCAAAUUUGCUAAUUUUUGAAUAGCAAUUUUUCAGAUUUUGUCUUUAAGACAUCACAAUGACAACGUCAAUUAAUGUUUGAAAUAUAAAAAAAAAAUGAUAUGAAUAAUAAUGAUGAUAAUAAUAUUAAUAGACUGUGUGCUAGUCCUGAAGACUCUAAAUAGACAACAUAUGUAUUUAGUUUUUUGGUGAUAUGUUUUGAAACACAAAAAGUGUCAUGUGGUUGUAUAUGUUGUAGAAAUGUCUGCAAUAGCAUUUUUUUUCCAAAACAAGAUGUAGCAUGGUACCUUAAUAUCCCUGUUAUCCCCAAUAGUUAGUAGCCUGUGAAAAACAAACAGUGAGAAGAAACAGAAAAGCAGGAUCUAAAGAGUAGAACCUUAGUAAAAUUGCUUUCAUUUCCUUUUUGGCAAUAUAUUAAGGUUCUCAUAGCUGUCCUAGCACUGCCCGGUCUGCAGUGACUGGAGCUGAGCACGCAACACACUAAAGCACCUUGAAGUGAAAUGGCAUUGGUUCUAAAACUCUAACGGAACACUCACUUUUCUAUGCACCAUUAUGGUCUAUGUCACCAUCAUCAUCACUUUUCGAUUUGCAAACCAGGGGUUGCAUUUAACAUAAGCCCUAGAGCGGUUAGUUGUCAAUAUGGGUAGAAGCAAAAAUUUGAUCACAGUUUGAUCUCACGCUGUAUCUGUAUCCCAGGCUGCAUCUCCGCUGGGGGCCACAGUGUCGUGCUUCCUUUAAGAACGGGCUACUUAACUACUGAUUUGGUGAAAAGAGAAUAGGGACUCAUUGGUGCAAGAGAUAUGCUGAAGGCAUCAGUCAACACACACGGUGAUCUGGUGAGUUUAGUAGGAUGGAUUUCCCGCAAUGGAAAGUGGCCAUACCUUGUAUAACAAGUUUUUCAGAAUAAAAUACAUGGCUAAUAAUUUGGAAACUAGGAAUAGUUAACGGAAUCCACUAUAACACAACUCUCGAUGCAUUGCUUCUGCAUUUUGAGGCUGUGCUGAGUUUAGAUUUUUAAAGGUGCUUUACUCCUUGAUCAAAUAAUAUACAAGCCACUUUGUAUUCUAAUGACCGACAGUUUAAAGUGCCCACGUUGCUCCACGUAUCUGAAAAAACUACAUUUGAUUAUUAUACAGUACGUAUAUAUGAAAUAAUCAUUUUGAUUUAGUUUUUUUUUUUUUUUUUUUUUAAUGCAUUGGCAACAGUGAAAUGGAUUCUGGAUGCAAACAUCCUCACAGUUCUUGCCAUAUUUUAGUAGUAGUUUUCUCAGGGUAACCUCAACUCAAUAUGAAUAGCUUCUAUAAGAAAGGGACACUGUACAAUAAAAUAGCAUUGUGCUUGAACACACAGUGUAAUGGCGAAGCAGUAAUCGGAUUAGCUUUAGCAAUGGUGUAAGCAGAUCCACAUUCGCCUACAGCAGAAUGACACUCAAUUAGAAAAACCUCUUGCAUUGACUAGUACAUUCCCCCAUAGUGUGUGACUUAGCCUUGCAUUAUCUAAAACCUGAUAUCCAAAACCCUGAAGCAGGGUACACUAGUCAAAACUGUAGUCUACUUGAAGGCUUUACCUUGUGUUUUGAAGCUAUGGAUGAAGCGCUGCUGGUUAACCAAACAAAAUGCGUGCUGCAAGAGGAGUUCAAAUUAUUGGGUGCCUGCUGUGUAUUAAAGUCUGGAUGUGGUGUGUAGAGUAAACGAUCAAACCUGUGAGGUAUCCUUCUGGAGGUGGGGGUUCGGGCAAGUUAUUAACUAUUAGUUAUUAAUCCAAGAGGGGGAUCCUGUACAUUCUUGGAAAUGUGAACACCUGUGGUUAUUUUGGUCUCCUGCUCCUUUCUAACUGGCCUCUUAACAAAUGCAUUGUCCAUUGGUCUUAGUUUACCAUUUGUAUCUGCAUGCAAGUCACUGAAAAGUCCUUUGCUAAGGUGACUGAUGGUGCGUUCAGAAGGAUUUACCCCAGCACUUGUACCCCGUUUGCACUUGACGGCUGCAGCUUGGUGAAUGAAUGCAGGUUUUGACCCUUGGUUUUUGUGACUUGCCGCUGGUGCCUCAAUAAAACACUGUUAGACAAAAGAGCAAUGACCAGCCCUGUUUUGUUACACAAUUCUGAUACACAGAUGUGUACAUUUUGUAUUGUUAUUUGUUUCUAUUAAUUAACUUUACUGUGUAGAAAAACUGAUACAUGGUGUCCUUAGAGGUGACCUAUGUACUUCCCAUGGCUCUCGCUAGAUGGCAGCACCAAAUAUCACACUAGUGGAGGAGUGGGCUUUCUGGUAUUUUAAAACAUUGAAAUCAGUAGAUUAGUGUAUGAAAACAAAGAGAUCCAAAAAUUGCUAUAAUAUAUAAAAUAACAAUAAUUACAUAAUACAGCUAAUCUUAUGUGACACCAUUUCUACCUGAUAUAAGCCACCUGAUACAGAAAAAUCUGUGUGUGUCACAUUUGUCUAAAUUGGUCGAUUUUUUUAAUUUUUUUUUUAAUGCUUUUUAAAAUAGAUUUUAAAUAAUGCUUGUGACUUUCUGUUUCUGUAAUACGGCUGAAGUUAUAAGCAGCAGGGAAAAACAGUCUUGAAUCUGUCAAGUGUAAAAGGGGGUAUUACACAUUUUUAUCUUCUGUUCAGAUAUUAAAUCCUGCUGGGCUAGGUUCCUGAAUUGCACACACACACCUCGCAUUGAAUACAUCGCUGUAUUGUGUUUGUGGUUUUUCUUGACACUGUUACAUAAACUAAGCUGGCCUUUAAAGACUGUAAUUAUUGCUGUCUUCUACUUUGUCAAGCGUAACAGACAUGCUGAGAAUGCAAUGUCGCCUUUACCCAAGGCAUUUUGCUUUUUUUCUAGAAAAUCAAUAAUCCUGCUGUUUUUAAACUGUUAAGACAGUAUUGAAGAAAUGCAUUACCUUGGGUAGCCUUAUCCCGCUUCUACUGCUGUGUCCCAGUGAGCUCCGAACUCAACCCAGUGUAUCAUAGUCAGUGGUGGAACUGGGAAUCAUCUUCAAACGUCCUGGCUCCCAGUCCAAAUCUCUAACAAUAUAGGAGGUGAUUUCAUAAAGAACAAACCACAGGAAAAAGAUAAAGCUGUAAAAAUUGUAAUCGGAAAUAAAAACCCUAAACUACAUUGUAUUUAACUAAACGUUUACGCAGUUUUUUUCAUUAUUUUGUUAUAGUAUCUUGAUGCAGUCUAAACCACUGUAAUUGCAUAAUG